AUGAUAAAAAGGUUCAUAAAAACAGAACGGGGCUAUAAAAGUUACACUAGGGGCCCUCGCGCUGACGCCUCCUCGGCGGUGGCAGGCUACCGCGGCUCAUCCGAUGGCUCUGCUCUCUGGACGGCCUGUGGACCGAGCGUUGCGCGAUGCGUACCAUCCGGGCUGCUUUGCCGCGAGCCGUGGGUCGGCCUGCUGGGAGGCGGAGUGGGUGGCGCUGAGGGAGUGAUGCGGCGCACAGUCAUCACGGGCCUCGUGCCAGCGGCUCUCCUCGGCACCAGAGCGCUCCAUCCUUACGCCAGAGCCUGUCCUGGGGCGGGGCCCUACGCCCUCACAAUCAUACGCAUAAAACCCCCCGGACUCAAUCGAUUGUACUGCGGUGCUGCGCAGGCGCGCAGCCAGGCCGGGUCCAAUAUAGGAGUCGAAUACUCGCUGCCCCCGGAGAGGGACGACGGGUAUCGACGCGGCCCCAGCAAGGUGUACGCCACAGUUCCCCAGGGGACCGUGGCGACGACGGUCGCCCCGGACUGGCUCGCGAACGAGCUGGCCGGGCGCGGCAAGAUUGAUGCGGCAUGCCGCGACCGCAUGGUCAUGCACCUGAUGACGGCCGCCGGCGCCUCGGCGCCGGCCGACGCCGUGUUCAGGUUCACGGCUGGCGAGGCAAUGCAGACCGAGGACGACGACGAGGACGCCGACCGCUCCGAGGAGUAUUCCGACGACGACGGGAGGGCGUCCGACUUGUAG
This is a messenger RNA of Emiliania huxleyi CCMP1516, 741 nucleotides long. RefSeq lists its product as hypothetical. Bases 1 to 741 code for a protein of 246 amino acids. Lineage: Eukaryota; Haptophyta; Isochrysidales; Noelaerhabdaceae. The record is from RefSeq and is a predicted model, not a curated record. The transcript has 3 exons.